AUGGCAAUGGAUGGAAGUUUCAGUCUGGAAUCGGCUUUGGAAAGAUUCCUUGUGCGUUGCCCGGAGCUUUCCACUAUUGACAAGCUCCGUCAUCUUGUAGACAUGGGGCAUGCUUUGAUGGAAGAAGAAGUGGUGAAUUCAUUGGCAGAGCUGUUUCUGAACCCUAAUUAUACCAUCCCUUUGAUUGGUUGUUUUCGGCCACUAGCUCGAAGAAUAGUUGACCAAGCCGUGGCUUUGCUUAGCCACUGCAAUCUAACGUCCAAUUCAGAUGAUAUAGUAGGAGAUUUUGUUGAUGCUGAUGUUGUUUAUGUUAUUGAGCACUAUGAAAGUAGUGGGAGGGGUUUGGACCUUCACGAGCUUGCUUGCUUGGCCUUCUGUCGUGCCCUUGACUUGGAUCAUUAUUUAUUGAGGUCUGUCACAACUUACUUUAAAUUUGCUCCACCUCCUUUUGAGCGCAUAUUGAGGAAAAGAGCAGUUUCCGAGGCUGAACUGUUCGAGGCCGCAAAUCAUUACUUAUUUGCUGUGAGGAUAUCUUACCGCCUCAUUCUUAUGGAACCCGAGUUCUUCCCUGAACAUUGGGACUGGUCCUGUUUUUUGGACCUAGUAAAGAAGUCAGUAAAUCUGGAUCUGGGUCAUGGUGCCAAGGAUGAGAUGGUGAUUGCAGAUAUAAAAUGGUGUGGGAUACAAAUACUGUGUGCAACUUUGGGAAUGAGUGACAGAGCAGUUGAAAAUUUUGGUGUUGGAGCUGAGGAAGCAUCUUUGAGUUUGUUGCGCUGGGAGGAAUUUUGUCAGGAUGUAGCUAUAGAGAAGUAUGGGUUGUAUAUUGGGUCAUCCAAACUGACUAAGUUUGGUUCUUUCAAUGGAGGCAUCAAGUUCAGUCAACAGAACUACCUCAGGUCUUGUGGUCUUAAUUCUCUGAUAUCAUCACAGAGUCAUCAAAUUGAGCCGGUGAUUAAGAGUCGAAGGGUGUUGACAUGGGAUGAUAGGUCAGCUGCCGAUCCGUUCAUCAUCACAUCUGUGAUGAAUAAAAGCUUUGAGAUGGUGCUCUUGGCUGUGACUCAAAAAUGGCCAGUCCUUCUGUAUGGCCCUCCUGGGGCUGGCAAAACUGCUCUCAUUAGCAAGUUGGCUCAGGAUGCUGGGAGCCAAGUUCUGUCUAUUCACAUGGAUGAUCAAAUUGAUGGCAAAACACUGAUUGGGAGUUAUGUGUGUACCGAGCAACCUGGUGAAUUUAGAUGGCAACCUGGGUCACUUAUCCAGGCUGUUCUGAAUGGAUAUUGGGUUGUAUUUGAGGACAUUGACAAAGCACCAUCGGAUGUGCAAUCUAUCUUAUUGCCUUUGUUGGAAGGUGCAAUCUCCUUCAAUACCAGUCAUGGGGAGGAAAUAAGGGUGCCAGAGAGUUUUCGACUAUUUUCUACCAUCACCACUUCCAAGAGUGAUGUAUCUCACGUGGCAGAAGGAGGAAGUUCACUUAGCAAUCUUUGGAGGAGAGUGAUGAUUGGACUACCAAAUAAUGAUGACGUGGAAAAUAUAGUGAAAGCAUGGUAUCCGAGUUUGGGACCACUUACCGGAAGACUCAUAGGUGGGAUGUAUGAGAUGUUAAAGAAUUUUGAGUUCCAAAAUGCUUAUCACUUACACGUAUUUGCGUCCUUUUCAGUUUCUGCUGAAAAUCAACUAACUGUAAUGAGAGACAUUGCAAAGUUGUGGGGAGUUCCAAUCGCAGAGGCAGGAAUCCAGAAUCCUUAUAAACCUGAAAUUCAGAAUUUGUUCACAGAAAUAAGAAUUGGUCGAGUUGCUCUUCAACGCACUGAAACUGUGGUGCAUGGCCAAGAGAGACUUGUUGAGAUGCGGAGUUCUCUAUAUGUGCUUGAGAAAAUAGCUUGCUCUGUUAAUUACAAUGAGCCCGUUCUCUUGGUUGGUGAAACUGGAACGGGAAAGACUACACUUGUACAGAAUCUAGCCAUGAUGCUGGGUCAGAAGCUUACUGUUUUGGAAAAUGAUAAAAUAUUUGCUUACUUACAAAAGCAAUUGAGGAAUAAGAACUGGAAACCAUUAUUAAAUGGAUUUAAGAAGUAUGUUGAUAUUUUCCAAAAGAAAUUACAGAUAGAAAGAUCUGGGAGUGGGAAGAAACGGAAGAAACCUUUGGAUGAAAAUAUCAGAGCUUGGGAGAGUUUCUCUGUGCAACUUGAAGCUGCUCUUCGUCAAAUUGAAGCUUCAUCUGGAAUGCUAUUUUCAUUUGUAGAAGGAGCCUUUGUAACUGCACUUAGAAAUGGGGAGUGGAUUUUGCUUGAUGAGGUGAAUUUGGCUCCACCUGAGACCUUGCAGAGAGUUAUUGGUGUCCUUGAAGGAGAAUAUGGGUCACUUUGCUUAGCUGAAAGAGGGGACGCCAGUCCUAUACCUAGACAUCCUGGUUUCCGUAUAUUUGCCUGUAUGAAUCCUGCAACUGAUGCUGGGAAGCGUGACUUGCCAUAUUCAAUGCGGAGUAGAUUUACGGAAUACUUUGUUGAUGAUGUGUUGGAUAAAGACGAUUUGAAAUUAUUUAUUAACAAAUUUAUGGAGGAAAGCAGAUCAAAUAUUGAACUUGAAAAGAAAAUAAUUGAUUUCUAUGAAGCAGCCAAAAAGAACUCUGAAGAACGACUGCAAGAUGGAGCCAAUCAGAAGCCACAGUACAGUUUAAGGUCUUUAUACCGUGCACUAGAAUAUAUCAGGGAGGCAAAGGGAAAAUUUGGAUUUCCAAAAGCAAUUUAUGAUGGAUUCUGUAUGUUCUUUCUUACUUUGUUGGACAGGCCUAGUGCCAAGAUUAUGAAAAAGAUGAUCAAGCAGAAACUGUUGGGUGGAAAUAAACCUUCACCUGUACCAUUUGAUUCUUACUUGAGGGUUAUAAAAAUAUCUGGUUCUGAUGAUUUCCUUAAGAGUUAUGUUCUAACGAAGAGUGUUAAAAAGCAACUGGAGAAUGUGGCACGUGCUGUUUUUAUUAAGAGAUAUCCUGUUCUCCUACAGGGGCCCACUUCUAGUGGGAAAACUAGCCUGGUCCAGUAUCUUGCUGCAAGAACUGGGCAUGAAUUUGUACGGAUAAAUAAUCAUGAACAUACUGAUCUGCAGGAAUAUUUGGGUUCUUAUAUAUCUGAUGCUCAAGGGAAGCUUGUAUUUCAGGAAGGUGUGUUAGUUAAGGCUGUUCGCAAUGGUUACUGGAUUGUUCUGGAUGAGCUCAAUCUUGCUCCUUCUGAUGUGCUGGAAGCAUUGAAUCGAUUGUUAGAUGACAAUAGAGAACUCUUUGUGCCUGAACUGCGGGAAACUGUUCGGGCACAUCCAAAUUUUAUGCUUUUUGCGACUCAAAAUCCACCUACUUUCUAUGGCGGGCGUAAAAUGCUUUCCCGAGCCUUCCGUAAUCGUUUUGUGGAGGUUCAUGUGGAUGAAAUUCCGGAUGAUGAGUUGAGCACAAUAAUAGAGAAAAGGUGUAAAAUCCCGGGAAGCCGUGCUAAGUUGAUGGUUGAGGUCAUGAAGGAGUUGCAGUUGCACAGGCAGAGUAGUAAAGUUUUUGCUGGGAAACAUGGAUUCAUAACUCCACGAGACUUGUUUCGCUGGGCAAAUCGUUUGAGGGCUUUUGGAGAUUCUAAAGAAGUUAUGGCUGAACAUGGUUAUUACCUUUUGGCCGAUAGACUGCGGGAUGGCAGAGAGAGGCAAGUGGUUCAAGAAGUUUUAGAAAGGGGUCUUCGAGUCAAAAUUGUCAGAGAUGACUUGUACAAGGAAUCAGUUGCAAGGGAAUCAGAAUCAAUUGGAAGUGACUUGCAGAGUUUUGGCGAUGUCAUACUCACCAAAAGUAUGAGGAGAUUGUAUUUUCUUGUCAAGCGUUGUUUUGAGUUACGCGAACCUGUGCUCCUUGUUGGCGAAACUGGUGGUGGGAAGACUACUGUCUGUCAGUUACUGAGUGGAGCAUUGGGGUCAAAGUUACACAUUUUGAAUUGCCAUCAAUACACAGAAACAUCUGAUUUCAUUGGGGGGUUCUAUCCUGUCCGAGAGAGAUCAAGACUGGCAUCAGAAUUCAAAUGUAUAAUUGAAAAAUGGAUAUUGUCAAAAGCUUAUAUCCAAUUUGCUCAAGACUUGGAUGUUUCUUCUGACAUUGUUCAGGCUUCUUCAACUCUUGAUCACCUCGAUCUAAUAAUAACAAGCUAUAGACAAGGCCGAGUUUCAUGUCCUGAUGUCACUGUGAAAGACCUUGAUACUCUCGAGCAGAUGAAGUUGGAUCUGACCCGUUUGCAUCAGAAGUGGCACACAAUAUUUAUGUGGCAAGAUGGGCCUCUAGUGCAAGCAAUGAAGGCUGGUGAUCUGUUUCUUGUCGAUGAAAUUUCUUUGGCUGAUGAUAGCGUAUUGGAAAGGCUGAACAGUGUCUUGGAGCCAGAGAGAAAAUUGUCGUUGGCUGAGAAAGGAGGGCCUGUCAUGGAAAAUAUUACUGCUCAUGAAAAUUUUUUUGUCCUUGGAACUAUGAAUCCUGGUGGUGAUUAUGGUAAGAAGGAAUUAUCUCCAGCUCUUCGUAACAGGUUUACCGAAAUUUGGGUUCCUUCUGUUGGUGAUCUAGAUGAACUUGGAGAUAUUGCUUUGAACAGAUUUUCCAAUCCAGAACUCUCAUACAUUGUGGAUGCUAUGCUAAAGUUCUGGGAGCUAGAGAAAGGGAGGACGCUUACUGUGAGAGAUCUCCUAUCUUGGAUUCAGUUUAUUAUGGUGACUAAAGGAGGUUUAGGAUCCGAUUAUGCAUUCCUCCAUGGGCUUUUCCUUGUUUUACUUGAUGGACUAAGCCUAGGUACUGGUAUUUCCAAAAAUGAUGCAGAAUUAUUAAGAGAGACAUGCUUGUCUUUUCUUCUGAAAGAAUUAAAGGUGCGUUUGGAGGAUACUAACCUACAUAAACUGUCAGUCAUGGAAAAUUAUGGUUGGGGUGAUGUUGGAGAACCUGUCGAUAUUUCAUGCGGUGAUGAUAUGCAGUGUGACAGUAGCUUUGGUAUCGAUCCAUUUUACAUUGAAAAAGGUCUUGAAAAAUGUGAGGCUGGUGGUUUUGAAUUUUUGGCCCCAACAACACGCAGAAAUGCUUUGCGGGUAUUGCGAGCUAUGCAGCUUCCCAAGCCUGGCAGUCCCGGUGUUGGUAAAACAAGCUUGAUUAUUGCCUUGGGAAAGUAUUCUGGGCAUAAAGUUGUCCGCAUAAAUUUGUCUGAGCAGACUGACAUAAUGGAUUUGCUGGGAUCAGACCUACCUGUUGAGAGUGAUGAAGGGAUGAAAUUUGCAUGGUCUGACGGGAUCUUGCUACAGGCUCUGAAAGAGGGUUGUUGGGUUUUGCUGGAUGAGCUUAAUCUCUCCCCACAGUCUGGCUUGAAUGCUAUCCUGGAUCAUCGUGCUGAGGUCUUCAUUCCAGAGCUUGGCCAAACCUUUAAAUGUCCACCAUCUUUCAGAAUCUUUGCAUGUCAAAAUCCUUUUUCCCAAGGAGGUGGCAGAAAAGGCCUUCCCAAAUCCUUUCUGAAUCGUUUCACUAAGGUGUAUAUAGAUGAGUUAGUUGAAGGUGAUUAUCUUUCCAUCUGCACUUCACUUUUUCCAUCCAUUCCAAGACCCAUUCUUUCAAAACUAAUUGUCUUCAAUAAAAGGCUACAUGAAGACACUAUGUUACAUCACAAGUUUGGUCAGGAUGGCUCACCUUGGGAGUUCAAUUUGCGUGAUGUGAUUCGUUCUUGUCAGAUUUUUGAAGGUGCUCCUGAGAAAUUAAAGGUUGAUUGCUUUCUCAACAUUGUAUAUGUUCAGAGAAUGCGUACUGCUGCUGACCGCAAAGAAGUCCUGCGGAUCUAUGAAGAGGUGUUUGGGGUUAAGCCAUUCAUUAACCCUUACCCACGAGUGCAAUUAAAUUCUAAGUAUUUGAUUGUGGGGAACACUGUCAUCAAAAGGAACACUUUGCGGUCGUCUAAGCCUUUGAACAGUGCAUUGAAUAUCAUCCCCAGUAUUCGCCACAGCUUGGAAGCUGUUGUCCAUUGCAUAAAGCAUCAAUGGUUGUGCAUCCUAGUUGGUCCACCUUCUUCAGGGAAGACUUCACUGAUAAGGUUAUUGGCUCAGCUCACUGGAAAUGUGCUAAAUGAAUUAAGCCUUUCAACUACAACUGAUAUAUCUGAGUUACUUGGAUGUUUUGAGCAGUAUAAUGCCUUCCGCAAUGUUAGGUCACUUAUUGCUCAAGUUGAGUGCUAUGUUAGUGAGUACUGCAGCUUGCAGUUGGAGUUUGCAAAGAUGGCAUUUAUAAGUGAAAGAACAGAUUUGAUCACCAAGUGGCUUGCUUUCCUAUCUAGUAUGAAUUCCAGCUCCAUGUCAAGUUCUACUUCUAUCUAUCUGGAGAACUGGGAGAGCAUGACGAACUCUCUUAGUUUGCUUGUUGAGAUCAUUCAACAAUUGAAGUUGGAUGUUACACAAAAUAGAUUACCUUUCUCCUGGUCAACUGAAGAGCUAAAUAAAACCAUCAAGGUAAUUUCAAAGUUGCAAGAGGACCAGAAAAGAAGGCCACAAUCGGUGAAGUUUGAAUGGGUUGCGGGAUUACUCAUCAAGGCAAUCGAAAAUGGAGAAUGGAUUGUUCUAGAAAAUGCAAAUCUUUGUAAUCCCACGGUUCUCGAUAGAAUCAACUCUUUGGUGGAGCCGAGUGGUUCCAUUACAGUUAAUGAGUGUGGGAUUGUUGAUGGAAGCUCAGUGGUUCUUCAUCCACACCAUAAUUUUCGAAUUUUCCUCACGGUUAAUCCAAGCCAUGGUGAAGUAUCCCGAGCAAUGCGAAACAGAGGAGUUGAAAUCUUUAUGAUGCCACCGUACUGGCUGCUUAAUGACGGAAGUGACUUUGAACUUAAGGAUGUAAAAAGAUUUCUUGUUUCAUCUGGCAUUCCUAUGGAUAGAUUAGUUGAUUCAAUGGCCAAAGCUCAUAUUUAUGCCAAGAAUGCAGGCUUACAUGUUAAUGUUCAAAUUACAUAUCUUGAGCUUGCCCGUUGGGUUCAAUUAUUUAAGCAGCUUCUCAUAAAUGGCAAGCAGCCUUUCUGGAGCCUCCAGCUAAGUUGGGAGCAUACUUAUCUAUCUUCUUUAGGUGAAGCUGUGGGAUGGGACAUUGUCAAUCAUGCAAAAGUUGCUUACUUCUCAACAGCAACAUUGUCAGAAUCUGAUUUGCAUGCAGAGUUGUCAUUGUAUUUACCUGGGGGCUGGCUAAUGCCAUUGAAGUUGAGGGAUUUUAUAUGGUAUUCGAAAGAAGCUUCUGUCAGACAGAAUCUCAUGUAUUUGGAGUACCUUGUGGCUCAACACGAGUUGGGUUCAUCAUGGAACAGGAGGUGUGUGGACCAUGACUUGUCUGCUUCUAGCCGCAGGGGGGUUGGCUUGAUGGAAAUGAAGAUGAUAUGCCAGCUCAUGUUUCCUAAGGCUCCAAACUGCUUGAAUUCUAAAUCUGUUACGAACACAGAAAUUGAUAUGAAGCUGACUAAGAAGAUGCUAUUGUUUGCUGCGAACUGGACAGUUGAACAAGCUACUGGAAGCGAUUAUAAGCUUUAUCUUCUCCACUUUAGCUGGUUUAGUUCCAAACUGCAAUCGAGUGAUCAUUUUUUCAGAUCUUUUCUGCAUUUGCUCGAACAGGAAUUGGAGCAUCCUAUUUGGAAGUGUAUUUUUCAUUCCUACCAUGAGCUUGCUUAUCUUCCUUAUGCAGAUUCUAGCUUGCAGCUGACACCAUUGCUUUCACUUGAUUUAGUUGAUUUAACAAUGUCAUAUGGCAUGGCAGAAGUGUCACAUAAACGCCUUUGUAAUGCUAUUAACUGUAUAGAACUUCUAAGGUUUUCAUAUCAACAGUGGAAUGCCCAAAGUGGGCACGGCUAUGCUAAUGAAACUCAGCGUUUCAAGCCUGUCUUGGAUGCUCUGCAGGAGUUGGAAGAGGAAAUUCUUAAUAUGCUUGUUGAAUCUCCAUCUUACAAUGUCCUGAUAAAAUUAUACAGGGACCUUCUCGAAGAUCACUUGACAUUUUGGGAUGCUUUUACGUCAUCUCGGUUUGAGCAAUUGGUAGUUUCUUGGCAUUCUUUGAUAAAGGAUGUUUCAAAAUUGCGGGAUUUCUGUCCUGGAGCUGUAGACAAUUUAUUCAUGAUUGCUAGUAGGAAUAUGGAUAAAAAAUUUCAUCAACACUCGCAACAAUCCUUGCUCUGGAUUCAUGGUGGUCAUCCAAUUUUACCUGCAUCUGCUGAAUUAUAUAAGAAGCAGCAGUUGUUUUUAGAGCUAUGCGAGUCAAUUUGGCCAACAAAGGCAAAUCCCUAUAAGCAGGGACAUGAUUGUCUCACUGAGGUAGCUGCUUCUUCCACUCCUAAACUUCGCUUCCUUGCGGUGCAAGGGGGUAGAAGAAUAUUUAUUGGUGCAUUGGAUGUGGGUUUUGGAAGGGAGAAAGAUAGGACAGUUGGAGGUAUUUGCAUGUCAGCAUACAUUACCAGUAGUUGCAAUGAAGAUAAUGGCCAAGUUGUUCUGCAGUUGGAGGAAAUGAUUCAGAUGCUGUUGGAAAGAUUUGAAUAUGAAAAGAGGAAAUUGGAGGCAAAGUUACUGUCAAAUGAGUCAGUGACUCUCGAGGAAAAUUCAGUUUCUUGCUGUGAUUUCUCUCCUGAAACACGGUGUACAAAACCUGGCUUUUCUAGUUGGCUGGAAACACUUCCUAUAAUUGACAGUAAAAGUUUUGUCCUUGAUAUGGAUCUACUUCAAAAGCUUUCAAUGAUUGUUUUGGCUGAUCGCAGAGAAUGUCAGCUGUUUUAUAAACAUCUUUCAACUGGGCCAUGGGCAUUUAUGAAACACUAUGACUGCGUUGAGAUAGUAUGCUUAGUGAAUGCAAAAAUUGCCAGUUAUGUUCUUGAAAUGUGGUUUUGGUGGCAUUCGUCGUUGUGGAGCCAUUGUCCUGUUUUUUCUGAGAACUUUGGAAAAGUUGAUGGUUAUCAAACUCCACUACCUGAUAUGCUAGUUCAACCUGUGCAGACUGCAUCUAUUGUUCAAUCUCUGCAAAGAACAUGUGCUAUUAAGGAUUAUUCUGUUCACUGUUUGAAGCUUAAAUCUGCUUCGUGCAACUUGUGGCAAAGUUCUUUACCAGGAAUGGACUUGUCUAGUUUUCUCUUAUCUGUUACUCGCUCUCUCUUCCAACAGAUUAUAUAUGCACACAGAAAGGCAUUUGAUGUUGAUAAAUUUGCAGUAAUCAAGUCCAUAUUUUCCACCUUCCAUAAGAAUGUGACAACGCAAGAUGACAUACAGCGUUUGAUCUCUGUUCUUGGGUCAUCAAACCAUCAGAAGCUGAACUCCUUGGUGUCUUUGUUCAUUGAGCCAAUACUUCAGGAGCUUUAUCUUCACUGCUCAUCAACUGACUUGUACUUGAACAAUGGCUAUGCGUGGUUACAAAUUGGGGCUUUGCGUUUUAGUCUCUUGCUUAGCGGUGAUGAUUUUGACCCUGCCAUGAAAUAUUCUUUCAAGCACUCGCAACUAGAAGAAAGGAUUUCAUCUCUCAAGCUUGAAAUAAAGGUGCGGCAAGAAUGUGACUAUCUUGCAGGACGGUUAUCUUCAAGAGAGGCUGAUAAAAAGAGGACAGAUGCAUUAGAAAGGCUUGAAAUUGAGCGUAAAAGGAUUCAGAGAAAGAUGGUGUUCCGCUGUAAUCCUUUAAAAUAUAAUGCUUUGAGAAAGGAAUGCGGAGAGUUCCUUAAACCUGCUAUGAAGGUUGUGGGUUUGGUGGGUAACAUUGAAGGUAUGGAUUUACAGCAGGUUCUUGAACAAGCAUCGAACUGGCAGGCAACAGCGACCUCUUUUAUUGACCGAUUAUCAGAUGAAUAUAAGGAUUACAUUGAUGUAGCUCAGCCAUUUCAAGUCGCAGUAUAUGAAAUGAAAUUGGGCCUGUCGCUGGUCCUAUCUGUUGCCUUGCUCAAGAAGGUUCUGAGUAGAAUCAAAGAGGAUAGUGUGGAUAGAGUCAUGGAAUCAAUUUAUUUGUUUAUGAGAUUCCCUCGAGUAUAUGCAUUCGAGUCAAGUUUUUCUCACAUCAUAGGCAGUCCUGCAAACUUUUGGGAACUGGAAAUGGGUUUGCUGGAAAAGCUGGUUUUCGUUUCAAGUGAUGUCAUUACUGAAAAAAUGGGCUCUGUCUUGCAACUCAAAACUGGUCUGAAUCAGAAUAUUGUUGUCCGUGUUGCACAAUCUGUUGCUGAUGCACAGAGAAUCGAUGAUGCUUCGUUCAAGAUAUUGGAUAAGAUGUUCCAUGAAUUUGCCAGCAUGUGGAUGAAUAUGAAAGUUCAAGUAAAAAGCAAAGAAGGUCUUGAUGCUCAACAAUACAAGUUCAGGCCUCGGGCCUUUAAGAUCAAAAGCAUUGUUGAUGUUGAUUUUUCUACUCUCAACCAAUUCUUUCCAAAUGAUAGCUUUUCAGAAUGGCAGGAGCUGCUCUCUGAAGAGGAAUCUUUGGAAAAGGUGGAAGCUAGCAAUGAGCAUGAGAGUGUAGAGGAUGAAUGGAACCUUAUGCAUGAAACUAUCUUGAAGAAUAUGAUCUGCAUACACAACCAAUUAUUUGGGUCCACCAAUCUUGUUCUAUAUGCUGGAAGUUUCCAUCUGUCCGAUGCUGAUAGGCUGCUUUCAUUCACCAACUCUUACACAUUAGGGUUGGGGAUGAUUGAAGGUGAUUAA
Messenger RNA from Dovyalis caffra, 10659 nucleotides. Lineage: Eukaryota; Viridiplantae; Streptophyta; Magnoliopsida; Malpighiales; Salicaceae. The record is from the annotation of a GenBank genome assembly.